CUUUAUUUGUAGAGUUACUUAGUGGCUGUCAGUCCAGUCAGUGAGGGACUUCUAGUUUUUCUUUAGAAGCAGACGCGACUGGCCGAUCGCGCCGUUUUCACCGAAACGCAACAGAUCGACAGGCUGGGCUCUCGCACUUAUACCAACAAGUAGACAGCAAUCGUUAAGACACGCGAGGCAGCUAUCAGCGCGCUCCGCGCGGAGGAGCCCGACUACAUCCUUCGCGCGCAAGCAGCUGCGGAAGGCGACCUACCAGCAGCGUGCCCAGCUCCGGGCGCAGGCGCUGGUCCAGACCAGGGUCCUGGGGGCUCCGGCUCGGGUUCGGACUCUGGCUCAGGCUCGGGCACAGGUGACGGUGAGCGGACUCCGGGGCGCCGGGGUGCAGCGGGCCCGACGCAAGGCCCGACCAAGGCCCGACGCAGCCGGCAGACUGAGCGCUCGCCGCACCGGCGCAGCCCCAGCAGCAGCAGCAGCAGCAGCAGCAGCGGCAGCAGCAGCAGCAGCGACAGCAGCAGCUGCAACAGCGACAGCGACAGCGACGGCAAGGACGACGGCCGGGGCCAGCAGGUGUAUCUCCGCGGCUGCGGCCACUGCGGCCGGGACGGCCAUCAGUGGCGGACCUGCCGCAAGCUCACGGAGCUGUCUGCGGCCAAGCGCAACGCCCGGGAGGCGCAGCUGGAGCAGCGGGGGGGGGUUGUUGCCGGGCGGCGCCGCGCGGGCCGGGCGUCGCCCUAUAUGGCUCCUGCGGCGGCCGUCGCCGCCGCGGACGCCCCGCCUGUUCAGGCGCCGGCGGCGGAUCCCCCGCAGGCAGCACCUGACGAAGAUCUGGAGGACACAGUUCUGGCGCGUAGCGCGGCGCUGGCGGAGGCCGCAGCGCUGCAAGAGUGGCUUGAUACUGGCUGACGCAGCCGCAGACCUCUCAUGGUGAUGGGACGUGCUGCGGAGCGACUCCAGCGUGUGGCAUGGGGCUCACCGCUGCACGGUAGCGGAUUUGGAAUUGGUACGGGGGGAGUUUGAGGCGGAGCUGGCCGGCAAGGUCCUGUGGGCUUUCCCGCCGACAGCGCUGAUCGGCCAGGUCCUGGAGACGCUGGCGGCAGCGGCAGCAAUCAGCAGCAGCACUCGGGCCACAGUGGUGGUGCCGCACUGGCCGCAGCAGCCAUGAUUCCGCCGCUGGGCGGGGGGCAGCAGGGGUAAAGGCAGCAGGGUGUUUAAGGUGGCGGAGGUGAUCGAAGCAGGGCGCAUGGUUUGCCUAUGGCCUUGGGGGAAGGUGGCCGAUCCCGCCCCGUACGACCUGCUGUACGUACUCCGUAUGAACUGACUCGCCUUGCCCGCUGUGAGCAGAGCACGUGGCGCGCGGCGUCCUCGGCUGCGCGGCGUGCGCGAGGCCCUGCAGCGCCGCCGACUUGUGCUGUGACACCUGCGCCCGGCGGCACCGGCGCUGCGCAGGCGUGCCAGCCACCGCCUACCCCAGCGGGCUUUUCCGCUGUGCGCGCUGUAUCCUGACGGCGGCGGGCGUUAGGCCGGCGACGGUGCCCGCAGGGGCGCUGUCGCUGGCCGGCAACUUGGUCGCGUUAGCGGGGAGCUCGGUCGCCGCGAGCUCGGCAGUCACAUACGCCACGGCGCGGCGCCGCAUCGUCAAGUUCGGCAGCAAGGAGCUCGGGUUGGCGGAGGAUGCUGUGCUGCCGCGGGCGCCGGGGCUGGACCUCAACCCCACCGUCGUGUGCUUGUGGCUAGCGCACGACGGGCGUCGCCUGGCCCUCAGCACGUGGGAGGGGACGAUCAGCGCGUUGGCAGACUGGCAGCGUUCCAAGGGCAUCAGCGGAGACAGGCUCAUCAGCCACGGUGACGGGGACCCGCUCUUCGUACCGCUGGUCGGGCGGGUGCGGGGAACGGCAACGCCGCGGGCGUGGUUCACACCCCGGUUACGGGGGCUGCUGCUGCAACUGGCAGCGCACCAGGAGAGGACCGUGGACGUGGCGAGCUACACAGCCCACAGCCUGCGGCGGGGGGCGCGACGGCGGCCGCGGUGGCGCUGGAAGACAUCAGGGAGCAGGGGCGUUGGCGCUCGGACGCUGUUCUGGAGUACAUCAAGAAGCCAGCUCGGGUGCGGCAGCAGGUAGUAGCGCGUAUGUGAGGAUCGGGUUGGGGGGAGGUUUCUGCUUGGCGGCAAACGGGAAGCUGCCGGGCAGACCCGCAGCCGCAGCCAGGUGGAGGGCUGCGGCAGGGCCAAGGCGCGAGCAGCGCGCAAUAGGUCAGCUAGGCCCUAUUUCUCCCCCUACUUUCAUUUGCCGACUCCCGGGCUGGGACCACUGUGACGGUGCGUGACGUUGAGCAAU
Messenger RNA from Chlamydomonas reinhardtii, 2336 nucleotides. RefSeq lists its product as uncharacterized. The transcript has 2 exons. Bases 736 to 903 code for a protein of 55 amino acids. The record is from RefSeq and is a predicted model, not a curated record. NCBI's taxonomy places the organism in Eukaryota, Viridiplantae, Chlorophyta, Chlorophyceae, Chlamydomonadales, Chlamydomonadaceae.